GGACCUUUCUAAGAAUGCGGAAGUGGAGCAGUGAAUUCCUAUGGAUCUUUCUUAUUGUACUUCAGUGCAAUGGACAGUUCUAUAGGAUAUGAUUAAGUGGGAUGGAUGAAAACAAUGAAUGUGGCGAGGUGGACUAUUUGCUGCAAGCUGAAGACUCACUCAUAGAGGGAGUCAGCAACCCAGUCCUGUUGGUUGUCGUUCUCAGUGUCACGUUCCUGUGUGGACUGGUAACUCUGCUCUGCAGAAAUGAGCAGUAUAACAUCCACCCAGAGAACCAGGAACAUGUUCGUGCUGUCCGGCAACAGCUACAGUCCGAAUCUCAGGAAGCUGAACCAGCCGAACCCAGGCAACAGUUCUAUACAGACAUGUCCUGUCCAGUGUGUCUACAGCAGGCCGUGCUGCCUGUGGAAACUAACUGCGGCCACCUCUUCUGUGGUUCUUGUAUAAUUGCGUAUUGGAGAUAUGGGACGUGGUUCGGUGCAAUCAAUUGUCCCAUCUGCAGACAAAUGGUGACCCUGUUGUUCCCACUCUUCCACGAGGAAGUAUCCCCUCAGCAGGUACAGGAUGGAACGGUUGAACCUCUCUUCAUCCUCCGGGAUCUCAGCGACUACAACCGCAGGUUCUCCGGACAACCCAGAUCUCUGAUGGACCGGCUGCGUGACGUUCCCACGUUGCUGCGCCACCUCUUCAGGGAUAUGUUCUCCGUCGGGGGCCUGUUCUGGAUGUUUCGGAUCCGUGUCCUGCUGUGUCUGAUCGGGGCUCUGACCUACCUGAUCUCCCCACUGGACUUCAUCCCUGAGGCUCUGUUCGGUCUGCUAGGCUUCCUGGACGACUUCUUCAUCAUCCUGCUUCUGUUCAUCUAUAUCUCUAUCAUGUAUAGAGAGGUGGUGACCCAGAGACUGGCAGUGUGAUGGAGAGGUGGUGACCCAGAGACUGGCAGUGUGAUGGAGAGGUGGUGACCCAGAGACUGGCAGUGUGAUGGAGAGGUGGUGACCCAGAGACUGGCAGUGUGAUGGAGAGGUGGUGACCCAGAGACUGGCAGUGUGAUGGAGAGGUGGUGACCCAGAGACUGGCAGGGUGAUGAAUAGAGGUGGUGACCCAGCAACUGGCAGCGUGAUGAAGAGAGGUGGUGACCCAGAGACUGGCAGGGUGAUGAAGAGAGGUGGUGACCCAGAGACUGGCUGGGUGAUGAAGAGAGGUGGUGACGCAGAGACUGGCAGGGUGGUGAAGAGAGGUGGUGACCCAGAGACUGGCUGGGUGAUGAAGAGAGGUGGUGACCCAGAGACUGGCAGCGUGAUGAAGAGAGGUGGUGACCCAGAGACUGGCAGGGUGAUGAAGAGAGGUGGUGACGCAGAGACUGGCAGGGUGGUGAAGAGAGGUGGUGACCCAGUGACACAAUGUGGUGACACAAUGCCAGAACCAGUGACCUAUAAUCGAUUAGUUUCAGGUCAAAGGCACUCGGUGAGGAGGGUGCUCUGUGUCUGUUGCUUUGGAUUGGAGUUCCACCAUGCAAAAGAUUGGGGACUAGUUGCUGUGUCUGCUGGCAUCAAAAUGUCUAUGAUUGAGAGUCCUAAAGUUAAUAUUCAGUCAUGUCUGCUUGUUUCAUCAGUUGAGAUGUAAUCCUUUUGAAUCUGAAAGUGUGUGUGUUUAAAAAAAAUAUAUAUAUAUAUUAUUAUUUAAAAACAUUUUUUAGGAAUUGACUAGUUACAAAGCAGCUGCUGGAUUCAAUCUAGUCUUUGUAUAAAUAGCUGGACUGCCCUGUAGCAUGGCAUGUAAAAUCAAUCUGGGGAAAAUAUGUGACAUGUUAAAGAGACUUAUCUCAUCGUCUUAUGUGUAAGGAUUACUGUGAAAUAAUAUUAUUAUUAAUGAGUAAAGAAAACCGUAGACUUAUUUAAACAAAAUUAAUGACCGUUGUUACAGAUUAAAAUGAUUUAAUCUAUUUUAGUUUAAGGGCUAGUCUUUAAGAAAUGUAAAACUUUUUUGGGGGGGGGGGAAACUA
Molecule: messenger RNA, 1999 nt
Organism: Salvelinus namaycush (lake trout)
Lineage: Eukaryota; Metazoa; Chordata; Actinopteri; Salmoniformes; Salmonidae
Product: E3 ubiquitin-protein ligase RNF170-like
Exons: 7
Coding region: 102-911 (269 amino acids)
Molecular function (GO): ubiquitin protein ligase activity
Source: RefSeq, a predicted model, not a curated record